AAAAAAUCUCGCGAUUCAUCGCUUCUCACUAUUACCGGUAAAUAUGGCAUAACAAAAGCAAUUAGUUUUACCACGAAAAAUUAAUUAUUCACCAGAUACUCAAACAAGAUGAUGAAUCGUACCGUUACUAGUUUAAACUCCGAUACACGUGAAUCAUAAAAUCCUUGAGAUAAGCAAAAAAGUUGAAAUUGUUCUGCGCCUUUCUGACCUCCGCUGAAUCACCGAAUUGCAUUACAUCCAUCACACUAUUAUUUACUCCGAAUGAAUCACCUCCGAGGUGAUAAUAUAACACAUUUAUCAACGUGACGAUAUCGACAACUGCCUGUAGAAUAUUUUUCUUUCAUUUUCAUUCUAAGAAGAGGCGAAUAUAUAGCAAACUAUUGACUUUGCACAAUUGCCACUGAUUAGACGAACGGCCGUUGUCACCAGAAAUCGUUGGAAUUACGAUAAAAGUCAAGAGCAUCACAUGCACAUUGUGAAUUUAGCUCGAGGGCGAUGUGUGCUUUCGCCGUCACCCAGUGACCCUCUGGUACUCCCUUGCACCAGGUACCAUUUAUAGAUUGUGAAGACGGUUGCUAUAGCGCACCGAGGCUCCUUUGUGUUUUGACGAUGUUAGACCUUCAGGCUUUCUAAAAUCCACUGUCAGUGCAACGGCGCCCUUCGCCUCAGGCACAACUUUUCAAAUUAUUCAUUUUUAUCAACAAUGAAAGGUGUGCGGACCGUUAACUGAUGCAAGUCGACCCUUUUCUGACUUGAGUGGAGUGAAUAAUUCGUGCUGAUCAAUGAAUUAUCGUAAAAACGCACCCAAGAGUGAAUCAGGAAUGAGUUCCGGGGGACUAUUUCAUGACUUCUGACAUUCAGAAACAACAAGGCCCAUCAGAAAUCCUCCAGUCAAUUCAUCUACCACUCUCAUAGAUCAGCUUACAUCGAUCUGGUCCUAAUUAUCUCUCCGUCUCCUCGAAAUGUUGAACCCCUUCUUCAACCGGUCAUCACCUCUGCUUUUCUGAAUGGGUGCUUGCAGCUGUCGUCCUCGUGAUAGUCAAGUGAACGCUGGUUCGAUCCUCGAUCGGGUGAUCAGCCAAGCCAGCAAUGAGGACCAAUGCCUCCUGUAUCAUCUGGCAAACUACAAGAAAGGUGGUGAGCUGAUCGAUGCUUACAACCGAGGAGGACAAUCAGAAGUGGAGAGGCUGAUCAAGGGACAGUUCGGAAUCCUGAUGUACGCUGAUGGCAAAGGACAGGUGAUUGGCUACGUUAUCAAUCGGGCCGAGUACCUUCGCUGGAAAUUUCGUGAUCUCGAGCAAGUUGUUCUCCCAAUCGAAGCAUCACUCAGUCGAUUUGAUCCACUUGCCCAGUGGAAUGAUCACGAGGCGUGUUGGCAGAUGCAGUACAGGGGCUCCCUAGGUGAAACACUUCUUCACGUUCUCAUAAUAUGUGAUACAAGGAGUCACACGAGAAUUGCACGUAUUCUCCUCAAGUGUUUCCCAAGAUUGGCCAUUGACGUUGUCGAGGGUGAGGAGUACCUUGGUGCUGGUGCACUUCAUCUUGCAAUUGCAUACAACAACAAUGAGCUCGUUCAGGAUCUCGUGGAGGCUGGUGCUAUUGUAUCACAGAGAGCUAUUGGGAGUUUUUUUCUCCCUAAAGAUCAGCAGAGCAAUAGACCAGUUAGAAACACAGAUUACGAGGGACUGGCUUAUCUAGGAGAAUAUCCACUCGCUUGGGCUGCCUGCUGUGCUAAUGAGAGUGUUUAUAAUCUUCUGCUUGACUCGGGCGCUGAUCCCGAUGAUCAGGAUUCAUUCGGGAAUAUGAUACUUCAUAUGGUGGUCGUUGGCGACAAGCUGGACAUGUUCGGUUAUGCCCUGCGUCAUCCAAAAUUUCCAGCACGAAAUGGAAUCGCCAACAAUGCUGGAUUUACGCCGUUAACACUCGCCUGUCAGCUAGGACGUGCCGAGGUAUUUCGUGAAAUGCUCGAGCUAUCUGCACGCGAGUUUUGGAGAUACAGCAACAUCACGUGCUCUGCGUAUCCGCUCAAUGCACUGGAUACACUUCUUCCUGAUGGCAGAACGAACUGGAAUUCAGCCCUGUUUAUAAUCCUCAAUGGAACCAAGGAAGAGCACUUGGAUAUGCUAGACGGGGGGAUAAUUCAGCGUCUCCUCGAGGAAAAAUGGAAGACCUUUGCAAGGUUGCAGUUUCUCAAGCGUCUUAUCAUUCUCGUAUUUCACCUGACAACCCUGUCACUCGCUGUAUAUCAACGUCCAGCCGAAAUGGAUGCUGAAUUGAUGGCUUGGCCGGAGGAGUUGACGGAUGUUGGCAGAACAAUUGCUGAGUGUGUUACUGUACUCGGGGUUGUUGGCUACAUUCUCCUUCAGCUGGGAGGAGAGAUUGUCAAUAUUGGGCCGAUAUCGUUUUUGAAACAGUUGACACACGAACCCGCCAAGUUUAUAUUUGUUAUCAGCAAUCUACUUAUACUGGCUUGUAUACCAUGCCGUUUAGCUGGUAAUCGACACGCUGAGGAUGCCAUUCUCGUUGUUGCUGUUCCGGGCUCAUGGUUUUUACUCAUGUUCUUUGCCGGAGCUGUGAGACUGACUGGGCCGUUCGUCACUAUGGUCUACAGCAUGAUAACCGGGGAUAUGUUGACCUUCGGCAUCAUCUACAUGGUCGUCCUGUUUGGCUUCUCCCAGUCCUUUCAUUUUCUCUACAAGGGCUUUCCCAGGGUCCAGUCCAGCCUCUAUCACUCUUAUCACUCGACUUGGAUGGCCCUGUUUCAGAUCACCCUCGGUGAUUACAGUUAUGGAGAUCUGAGUGAUACUGCAUAUCCGAAUUUGAGUAAGACUGUGUUUGCUAUAUUUAUGGUUCUGGUGCCCAUUCUUCUUCUCAACAUGUUGAUCGCUAUGAUGGGAAACACUUAUGCACAUGUUAUUGAGCAGAGUGAGAAGGAAUUUGUGAAGCAGUGGGCGAAAAUUGUGGUAUCGCUUGAGCGAGCUGUAUCGCAGAAAGACGCCCACAAUUAUCUUCAAGAGUACAGCAUAAAGUUGGGUCCGGGCGACGACCCGAAUAAUCCGGCCUCGGAGCAACGAGGUGUCAUGGUGAUAAAGAGCAAAUCCAAGACUAGGGCAAGACAGAGAAAAGGUGCUGUCGCUAAUUGGAAGAGAGUUGGCAAAGUAACAAUUGCUGAAUUGAAGAAGAGGGGGAUGAGUGGAGAGGAGCUCAGGUGCAUUAUGUGGGGCAGAGCAUCCAUUUCAACACCAGUGAGGCGAAGCCCUCACAUGGGUGAGCCAGAAAUCUCAGCGUCAGCGGGCGUGACUGGUGGCUUUGGUGAUGCUCUGACUGCAGCGCUAGAUGUAAUGGCCUUUGCCCACGACAUUGACCUGGCUAGUGCUACCGAGGGAAUACCAACUACAGAUGCUGCAUCUAAAGCAAAGUCACAACAGGCCAAAGUUCCAACGUCCACCUCGAUAACUACAAAUCAAACCGAUACUCAAGUGCAGUCUUGCGAUACAAAUCAUAAAAUUGAGGAGUUGGCAACUGUUGUAAAAGAUCAAAAUAGGGAAAUUGAAAAGACAGUGACAUCAUCAGCAUCGAUGCAAAAAAAUCAUGAAAGUACCGAUAAACUUGAUCCACUUCUAAAUCUGGUGAUCGCCUCGGAGUCACCGGACUCACACAAGGAGCAACUUCUCAAGAUGGCAAAGGAGGCGAGAAUAGCCAGUGAGCCAAAAGUGGCUCUGGAUUCACAAAUACUGGAGACUUUCGGACUCGGUAAUUUUAUCGCCCCAGGGGGCAAUCUCGAGCCAGAAAACAAGGAGAAGAAGUACAUGGCUGAAUCCAGUGACAAUGACAUAUGUGGUAGCUCAAAUCUCUUGGGAGCUGAAUCCCGUCUGCGUCGUAUUCGUUCAGCGAGCCUGCGUUACUCUUCAUCAGCCCAUCAGCGUCGUUCCAACCGUUCAGCCACCCUAGAAUCCUCCUCAUCCGCCGAUGAACAGCCCACCUACCCUCCACCCACUCAACCGACACAAGUCAAUGGAUUGCCGGAUCUCCACCAGACGCCCGACAACAAAACUAAUCCCGAUGAUUGUCGGCAGAAUGAAAAGAAUGGGGACUAUCGUCCCAACAAACAUCACAAGCGUCGUCCCAAAACCGCAAAGAACAGAGUUGCCCCAGCGAAAUUGAUCACCGAGGUUCAUGAUAAUGAUGGUAAGAAAAAUGGCACCGUGACACCAACAUCACCCACGGAUCCACUCGAGCCGUGGAGCACCCGUGGCAUCAGCGAUAUGAAUACACUAUUAGCAUGGCGAGAGAAUGGCUUGGACAGCCCUUAAUGGAGCAUUAUGUUCAAGUGAUUUGAGGUAAAGUGAUUAUCACAAAAAAAAACCGCAACAUGUUGCAUUGAUCGGUCUCAUCACGAGCGAGUGGGAAAAAUCAUGGUGCAGUAUUUUUUCGAUAAAUACACGGGCAAGUGAAUGUACAGUUCCGUGAAUAUGUACGCUCUCCUCACCGAUGAUUACAACAUACGAAAAUCUUGAAUUUAUAAAAUACAAUGCUGCAUUCAGCUGUAAAAAAGUAAAUAACAAUAAACAACCAAGAGAAACGUGAAAAAAUCAGUUGAAUCGUAAUGGCACAAGCGACAACGAUAACGCGGGGCAAUUUUCCUCUCCACCCUCAGCCCUCUCCCCGCCGAUUCUCGCUAUUCUCCACUCACGAGACUGGAGAACUUUCCACGAACGAAUAUUGCUUGCGAUCCCCCGGUGCUUCAAGAAGAAAAAUGAAAUAAAAAAAAAUCAUAAAAAAUGGAGGAACAGGCAUCGUUUUGGGUCGACAACAAGGCGAGAGCGUAGCCUCGUAUUCCCCGACUCACCGUCAGCUCAUUCCCUCCCUUUAAACUCCACAGGAGUAAAAAUGAAAAAGGAUCAAAUGAGUUGAAAAAAAAAUACUGCGGAAUAUCGUAAAGAUAAUUUGAUUUUUUUUUUGUUUCACGGCUUGUUUAACUGAAGUUCAUGAUUUUUUUUAUGGGAUUUGGUAGCAAGUGGGGGUGAAAUAGAGUGAAAAUAUUCCCUUAAAGUGUGUGAUUGAGGGACGUGAAAAACAAAUUGUGUAAUGAGGAAAAAAUUUAUUAACGUUUUCAGUCUCUACAUGAUUCUGACGCUAGAAAUCAUACAGGUUAUGACACUUUCCAAUAAAUUGUUCCACCAAUCAGUGAAGGGGAAAAACAAGAUAAAUUGACUCAUCCUUGAGUAAUAUCUCCAAAUCCAAGAGAGACAGCGGAAUUUUGUAAUGACAUUUUUUGUAGUACUCAAUUCGACCGACAAAAAAGUUUAUAAUAAAAAUUGUCGUAGCUUCCCUAGAUUUCAAAAUAUUCACCAAAAACUGGUCACAAAUCACCAGUGACUUAUCUCGUUUUCCCACUUCGCUACUGAAUUAAAUUACCGUUGUGAAAAGCUGUGUUCAAACAUUUAUUUUUCCUGCAUUAUUAUUUAGAUGAAAAUGAAUGAACAUGAGAAAGACUAAUUCCAAGAGUAAUUAUAAAGUAAUGACAAAGUACUUAUAAAUACCCAGCCAGGGAAAGAGGCACCAGAGUGAUGCAAGGGAAAAAAAAUCUGAAUAGUCAUCCCACAUGAUCCUAACCCUCGUCGCCCUUCUCACUGUCACUUGAGUUACUACCCCCUUUAUUUCUUCAUUACGUUGGGGAUGAAGCAGUCAGUGACCGCUCAAUACCACCAAAACGAUCCCGGUAUACUGAAUUUAUGACAAUAUUCUGCCAUCGCUCGUCAUUCUUCCCUCGGUCUGGUCAAAGAAAAUUGUUGCGUCAUGGGUCCAGGUAGGAUUUACCCCGUAUCCCACCUCGGGUAAAUCCUCGUUUUGCGUCACGUAGAACGUGAGUAGAGCCGAGGUACAUGGCUGAGAUGUGAAACGGUGGUGGAGAUAGUGGGUGAGAGGACGCGGCAUGAGGAAGUGAGAUGAAAUCGAUUUUCGAUUAUGUCAGCGAGGCUCUAUCGGUAAUGGUCUAGCCAGACUUCA
Molecule: messenger RNA, 6009 nt
Organism: Diachasmimorpha longicaudata
Lineage: Eukaryota; Metazoa; Arthropoda; Insecta; Hymenoptera; Braconidae
Gene: iav
Product: inactive
Exons: 15
Coding region: 1008-4313 (1101 amino acids)
Biological process (GO): calcium ion import across plasma membrane
Cellular component (GO): plasma membrane
Molecular function (GO): calcium channel activity; protein binding
Source: RefSeq, a predicted model, not a curated record